This is a messenger RNA of Anopheles moucheti, 1389 nucleotides long. RefSeq names its product high mobility group protein HMGI-C-like. The coding region runs from base 193 to 546 and encodes 117 amino acids. The transcript has 2 exons. NCBI's taxonomy places the organism in Eukaryota, Metazoa, Arthropoda, Insecta, Diptera, Culicidae. Gene Ontology annotation, biological process: regulation of DNA-templated transcription. The record is from RefSeq and is a predicted model, not a curated record. Gene Ontology annotation, molecular function: DNA binding.
UUCUCAUUAUCGUUAACAGCUUCUUGUCUGGCGUGGGUAUAUCUCCAUUCGUCUUUCGUCGUGCAUUCUGUGUUCAGGAAAGGUUCCAAACGUUCCUCCCGUUGAGUACCGCCAAAAAAGUUGUGUUGUAAGCCAAGCAGUGUUCAUCUUGCCCAAAGCCGAAAAAGUUGCCAACACACAGCAAUCGACAAAAUGACAGAAGAAAGUACAACGGUUCAGAAACGGGGACGUGGACGUCCGCGUAAGUCGGACGCUGUCGCUCAAUCGCCCCAAGAGAAAAAGAAACCGGUGAAGGAAGCGGUGGAACUGCCGUCAUCAGAAUCGGCUGAUGAUUCAGCGGAAACCGAGGAGGAUGUGGCACCACAGCCAACGAAAUCACCGGCCGGCAAAAAGCGUGCCGCUUCCGAAAGCCAGCAUGACAAAAAUGAGCCAGCCCCGAAACGCCGUGGUCGUCCACCCAAGUCGGGCAAAGCAGCUCAGCCAAGCAAGGAUAAAAAACCGGCAAGCAGCGGUCGUGGUCGGGGACGCCCGCGGAAAAAUCCCUAAGACUAUAGAGACAACUCGGGAAGCUAUGGAACUAACUGGGGCACACAUACACAACAACAAAACCACACACGCUGUCAUACAAAGUUUGUUAUGAUGAAUCAGUUCAGUAUAACAUCAGGGCACGACAAGCCAGCACCACACGUAUGAAGGAAGGAGAAACGUUUUAUCAUGCCCCAACCCCUCCCCUAUUUGAUGAUCAUGCCCACUACGUAAAAGUAGUGUUGGAAUAUUGACAAUUUUUCCUGUUCCAUUCUUUGCCAUCGGUUCACCACCAGUUGCCUCUUCGAUGAAUGUUACGUUUUCUUCCCACAUUUUGAUGGGAAGUACUAGUAGAAAAAGCACUACUGAUCGAUCAACUAAAAACAACACCACUCGACACUGGUUGACGAUUAUUUCGAAUCAUUAUCAUUACUAUUAGAAGACGGUGCAGAAGUUAGAAAGAAAAGCAUUAUUUCUACAAUAUUAACAACAAUACAGAAUGUUUUGUAUCUUAAUUGAAUUGUUUUUUUUUUAUGUAGAAUGCGAAAUAUAAAACGAUCAGGUUUAGGAUUUGACGAUGCGGAUGUGAGGAAUGGAAGUAGCAAUGUUUCCCAAGGUAGAAAAGUAUUUGCUCGCGUGUUUUUCAUAGCAGGUGUAAUAAUCGCAUUAAAGAAAUAUGUUCUCAAGCUGAGAAUAGCCUUUCCACACCUCUUACGUUUAGUUCUUUCUGCGCCAUAUGUUUCAUAAUGUCUCACUAAACUAAUCAGACUCAUCUAUUAGCCCAUUCUGGUAAUUGACUUGUGAAAUGUACAAAUUGUAAUGAAAAGCCGUGAAAUAAAUCGAUGUAUUCGGAACAAAUGUUAU